Molecule: messenger RNA, 7549 nt
Organism: Alosa alosa (allis shad)
Lineage: Eukaryota; Metazoa; Chordata; Actinopteri; Clupeiformes; Clupeidae
Product: helicase ARIP4-like
Exons: 21
Coding region: 463-4782 (1439 amino acids)
Cellular component (GO): nucleus
Molecular function (GO): ATP-dependent chromatin remodeler activity; ATP binding; ATP hydrolysis activity
Source: RefSeq, a predicted model, not a curated record
AAUUCUCGCAGAACAGAUGAGCUAGCCAAUGAGCACACAACAAGCGACCUGCUUCUCACACACACACGCACCCACUGAACACCACGCGUUCUCAGACAGCCAGACAAACACGGCGGACGGAGAGCGGCAGAGACUAGUUGUGUAACUAGAAACAAAAGGAACAGAGGAGGAGAAUAGAAGCGUGUUGAGAAGAGGGAGAGAAAAAGAGGAGAAAGAGUUGCCUUAAAGAGUGCCAUUUGAGACUCUCACACAGCUAGUGUGGGGUCCAGUCUUUGGCAGAAAGAGAGCAUCCUUUCGGAGACAAAGUGAGCGAGGCUCAGACAAAAAAAAAGAGAGAGAGAGAGCUAGAGAAGGGGUUGAAAGUGACAAAAAGUCAGCUAGUUUGAUUAGCAGGGCGAUCGGAGAGUCCCGCUCCUCAUUACGACUUCUAUACGCGUUCUGACCAGCAAACUCGGAUCAGACAUGCUGCUGCUGGACGAACCGGACCCCCUUACAGACCAGCCAAAGGGCGCUGCGUUCAGCUCAGAGAAUGAAGCUCAGGGCGGCGACUCGUCGGGAUGGCAGUGCACGCCGCCAUCGUCCACAUCCUCCUCGGGCGAGGCGCCCUCGCAGCCACCCUCGGGCCCCGCCGCCCGGCCCGCCAGCCACAGCCCCUCGGCGCUGGCCUUCAGCGGAACCAAGAAACGGAGCUCCAAGCCCGCCCACCUGAGGAGGAACAUCAGGAAGCUGCUGCGGGAGCAUCAGCUGGAAACAGGCACUAAGACUGCCCAGCAGGAGGAGCUAGAGAGACGGAGGCGUCUGGAACAGCAGAGGAAAGACCUCCCCUCAGGCUCACCCUCAGCCUACUCCCAAACACCAGGGGACGAGUCCCUGAGUGCAUCUGCUCAGGUGUCUAAACAAGAGCUAAUCUGUCUAGACACCAGCACCAGCAGCCUAGACGCCUGUGAGGACGAUGGCAAGGCGUCACCGCUCUCAACGCUCACAGCUAAAGAAGAUGUGAUUGAGCUGAGUUCCAGUGAAGAUGACUCCCUGCACACCAGCAGACGAGCAAUUAAUGAGGACGAAGAAGAGGAGGAAGAGGCGGGCCCUGGCACUGAGGAGAGCUGCGGCGCGCACGCCAACGACAACCUUAACCAACCAGACGCUCAGGGGCGUGUCCUGGUUAACGUCAAUCACCCAGCCGAUGAGAGUGACAUCUACCUCUCCCCCCAGCUGGCCAGGGUGGUCAAGCCCCACCAGAUCGGUGGGAUCAGAUUUCUGUAUGACAAUCUGGUGGAGUCGGUGGAGCGCUUCAAGAGCAGCAGUGGCUUCGGCUGCAUCCUGGCCCACAGCAUGGGCCUGGGCAAAACCCUUCAGGUCAUCUCCUUCAUCGACAUCCUACUGCGCCAUACUGAAGCUCACACCGUCCUCGCCAUAGUCCCUGUGAACACGCUUCAGAACUGGCUGUCGGAGUUCAACCUUUGGGUCCCGCCCGCUGAAGCCCUGCCUCCCAACACUGACCCCGCCCACGCUAUGCCACGUUCCUUCAAGGUCCACAUCCUCAACGACGAGCACAAAACCACGGCGGCCCGUGCCAAGGUGGUGGAGGACUGGCACAGGGAUGGCGGUGUGCUGCUAAUGGGCUACGAAAUGUACCGGCUGCUGUCGCUCAAGAAGAGCUUCGUGGCUGGCCGCAAGAAGAAAGCCAAGAAGCCCACCGGGCCGGUCGUCAUUGACCUGGACGAGGAGGACCGCCAGCAGGACCUGCUGAAAGGCAUUGAGAAGGCUCUGUCUUGGCCUGGACCUGACGUGGUGAUUUGCGACGAGGGGCACCGCAUCAAGAACUGCCACGCAAGCACGUCGCAGGCGCUCAAGGGCAUCCGCACGCGGCGUCGCGCGGUUCUGACGGGCUACCCGCUGCAGAACAACCUGAUCGAGUACUGGUGCAUGGUGGACUUUGUGCGGCCCGACUUCCUGGGCACACGGCAGGAGUUCAGCAACAUGUUCGAGCGGCCCAUUCUGAACGGGCAGUGCGUGGACAGCACACCCGAGGAUCUACGGCUCAUGCGCUACCGUAGCCACGUGCUGCACAGCCUGCUGGAGGGCUUCGUGCAGAGGCGGGGUCACGACGUGCUGCGCUCCCAGCUGCCUCCGAAGCAGGAGCAUGUCAUCCUGGUGCGCCUGUCCCCCCUGCAGAGGGCGCUCUACACCGAGUUCAUGAACCGCUUCCAAGAGGCCGGCAACAGCGGCUGGCUCAGCCUCAACCCCCUCAAGGCCUUCUGCGUCUGCUGCAAGAUCUGGAACCAUCCAGAUGUCCUCUAUGAGGCGUUACAGAAGGAAAACCUGGCCAAUGAGCAGGACUUGGACCUGGACGACAUCCCCACCAACCAGAACCGUUGCCCUGCCCCCAACCAGAAGAGCAAGCAGGCAGAGAUGACCAGCAGUGAGGGAGGGCUCAGCCUCUCCGCCCUGCAAGAGAGGGCCAACCAGGUCCUCUCCUACGAAUGGGCAAAGGACAUCAUGGCUGAUUACAAGACUGGGCUUUUGGAGAACUCUGCCAAGAUGGUGCUGCUGUUCCAUCUUAUUGAUGAGAGUGUUAGGAAUGGCGACAAAAUCCUGGUCUUCAGUCAAAGCCUGUCCACUCUAUCAGUUAUCGAGGAGUUUUUGGCCAAGAGAAUGAUGCCUGAAACCAGGGCAUCCAGUCUGAAACAGAACUGGGUUCGCAACGUCAACUACUACCGAUUGGAUGGAAGCACGUCUGCCUCUGAAAGGGAGAGACUCAUAAACCAGUUCAACGAUCCAGCAAACACCUCAACCUUGGUCUUUCUGCUAUCCACCAGGGCUGGCUGCCUCGGGGUGAACUUGAUCGGUGCGAACCGUGUGGUGGUGUUCGACGCCUCCUGGAACCCUUGCCACGACGCACAGGCGGUGUGUCGGGUGUAUCGCUACGGGCAACGGAAGCCCUGUCACAUCUACCGGCUGGUGUGUGACUUCACCCUGGAGAAGAAGAUCUACGACAGGCAGAUCUCCAAACAGGGCAUGUCAGACCGCGUGGUGGACGACCUGAACCCCGUCCUGACGUUCACUCGGCGGGAGGUGGAGUCCCUGCUGCACUUUGUGGAGGAGGAACCGGAGCCGGACGAGUCAGCCAGGUUGCUGCAGUCGCAGCAGGACAUGGAGCUGGUCAUCAAACAGGCCUGCCAACGCUACCCCCACCUCAUCACCAAGCAACCUUUCCAUCACGAGUCUCUGCUGAUAGACCGUCGUGAUCUCAAACUGUCCAAGGCGGAGAAGAAAGCUGCUAAGAAGGGCUACGAGGUGGAGAAGCGGGCAUCUGUGCCCUAUACGCGCCCCUCCUAUGCCCACUACUACCCUGCCAGUGACCAGAGCCUCACCAACAUCCCAGCCUUUAGCCAGCGCAACUGGCGACCUCCACCAAGGCAGGAGGAGAAGCCGAUGGCCAGUGUCCGGCCCGUCCAGUCGACUCCGAUUCCAAUGGCGCCACGGCAGGCGUCCCAGGGAACAGGCCCUGCCUCCUCCGCUUCUGCAAGCUCCAACUCGGCUCUGAGCUUCAACCUCAACAAUCUGCAGAAAGCUGGCGUGUUUGUCCAGAAGAUCGUCACCACCACAGACAUUGUCAUUCCGGGUACCAACAGCACUAAAGACGUCCAGACCCGGAUACCUGCGGGAGAGAGCAUCCAUGUCAUCAGAGGAACUAAAGGGACCUACAUCAGGACCUGUGAUGGAAGAAUCUUUGCAGUCCGAGCAGCUGGAAAGCCUAAACAGGAAGGCUCAGCCACUGAUAAAGAUGUGGUGCACCCUGAGAAAGAGGCUCAUAGCAGCGCCACCAAUGGGAGCGUUUCCGUUUCUCCUGAGCGCAAAAGGUCCUCCCCGGAGGACGGGGUGUCUGACCUCCUGCCUCGACCGCUGUCGCCGGACAGCCCUGAGAUCCUGAGCGAGCUCCAGCGCUUCAUCAAGCCGCCGGCCCACGGCCUGCCCACUGCCACGCAUGGAGCCGCCGCCCAGGAGAACGGAGGGCCGCCCGUCAAACCAGUGCCCUCGAAAGAGCCCUCCCUGCCGGCCAGUGACGCCCACCCCCUGCCCCUGGAUCUGCGUGCCAGCAAGCGCAAGUCUGCCCCGGCUGUCGAGGAGAGGGACCUCGACCAGCCACCCAUGCCCAAGCGGAGCCCCACCACCCACGCCCUGCCGCCAGGGUUCCCCUUCACCGGCACCUACGGGCUGAACCCCGGCCUGAACCCCUCCCUGCUGGGCUCCAUGUGCCACCCUCUCUUCAUGGGACCGGGCUCGCCCUACUUCCAGCCCCACGCUCCGCUGGCUGACCCACGGCUCAUGUUCCCCAUGACCCCAGACCCUUUCAGUCUUCCCCGCUCCUCCCCCUCCUCUUCAUCCUCCCCCUCCUCUGCCUCGUCCCUGUCCACCACCAACACCAAAACUACACCCUCUUCCUCCUCUGCCUUCACCUCAUCCUCUUCCUCCUGCACAACCUCCUCCUCCAUGUCUCCAUACUUACUCCGGCCUGGCAUGGCGGGCAUGCUGCCCCCGGGGUUCCCCCUGACGUACGGCCAGGCCCUGGGCAUGUACCCCAACUCCCUGCUGCCUGCUGGCAUGCCGGCCGCCACGCCUGGUCCUGCCGGGACCAGCUUCCUGUCCCGCUUCCCCUCCUCAAGCCUGCAAGGGCCUGCACUCAACACCCCGCCUCUCGCCGCCGACAACGAGAGCAGUAGCAGCGGCAGCAGCCACAUGGACGACAGCGAUGAUAUCAUCGAGGUGACGGGCCAAUAGGUGGCCUCAGCGAAGGUCCUGUGACGAGGCCUCGGGCCGCAGGGGUUGGGUGAUUCGGCAGAAUUAAGAGAUUGCUUUUGAAAAAAAAAAAAAAAAAAAAAUUCUGACUGAGUCGAUUUUUUGCCAACCCACCCCUUAACAUGGGUCCCAUCUCAACAACCCAGGCCCAGAAUGUGAAGCAGCAGUGUGUCUGACUGAGAGAGUGGACUGCGAAAGCUACAAAUCCUAAUGCUGUAUAUCUUAUUUAACAAGAGGAGAAAAGACUGAGGAGAAAACGAGCCCUUGGACUUCCAGCAUUGUGUACUGCACUCUACCUGCGCGAGACUUGCAGUUAGUCCUCCUGACCAAGGAGGGCACUCUGCUUUCUGCUCUGAUCAGCUCGAGCUUCAAUUUUUUCAACUGUUUGCAUUUAUCUAGCAGGUGGUAGUAGAUGGUAGAGAACAUUAGCCAAGCUGGUAGUUGUUAAACGAUAGUCAUGCCUGUUUGGUCGAAAGAAAACAAUAUCAUUGAUUGUUUUGAUUGAUUACUGUUAUUGCUACUAUUUUAGACAUUUUAGAAAUGGUGGUUAUCAAUCGUAAUUGACAAUGUUUGAAAACUGAUCCUUUCUUCUUGAGGUUACAUUAUGGGACAGAAAAUAUUUGACUUCUUUAAAUAUUCUUUUUUGUUUAAAUCGAAAGAUGGAUGUGCAAAAAUGGAAAGGGUGCAAAGAAUAACCUAAUAGGGCUGAAGCAUAAAAAAGAACAUGGCGAGAAAUGAAAAAGACCUUAAACUCAACGAAUGUAUCAUUAUUUGCGCCUUUAACGCAGUGUUUGUGAGCACAGGCCUUAGAGACAUUUGACUGAAGACCAUUUGAUACUCGUAUUUUUUCUUGUUGUGUUUUCUAAUGUGACGUUGUUACUGUGGUACAAUCUUGUUGUCAAAAUUAGCAGCCUGAACAUCACACACACAGACAGAGGAAACAUCCUUGAAGACAGACGUGUCAAGAUGGUGUUUUCACUACACCUCCGACCUUAACUCGGGGCGGGGGCAUCAGCCCAGAGAGUUUCCUGGCAAAUGCCGUGGGUGUUCAAUGCCUUGCCGCUGCGUCGCUUGAAUGUCAUUGAGGAAGCUGAGGAACAGGGAAGCGAGUGUUUCCUUGAUCCUCCCACCCCAUAGUCUUAUUGGAGCUGAGCUUAUGUAUGUAACACCAUAAAAAGCUGUCUAAUUGUGGGUUAGGGUCUCAUUCAGUGCAGUCUGCGCUGUCAUUUCCCUCCUGUAUUUCUGUCUGUCUUCGCUCAACACAAAAGGGUUCACUUGACUUUUCGACCCAACCCUUUCAUUGUUUUGUUGUGACACCAACACAUAGGUUCAAAGAAACUAACAAAAAAAAACAACACAGGGUGUAGUUGCUCAUACCAAAAAAUAUUUAAGAAGUAUCAAAUUUGAGAGAAAUUGUGAAAUUUGUAAAGGAAUGCUGUGCCAAAACAGUAAUUAUGUCCCUAAUGUCAUCUCUCACUAAUGGGGAAUGUUGUGAAAAGAGACCAAAACAUUUACAACAUACUUGAAGUAUAUUUCAAGGAUGUAAAAGAGAUGAUCAGAGAGGAGCCAUAUGACAAGGCUCUCAGAAAGAAAGAAAAAACUUGAGCAACAGGACGAAUUUUGCAGGCAGUCAUCACCAAAAUGCUGAAUCGUGGUAACUAUAACUAUGUGACUUACAGCGAAGCAACUUACUAGUAAUUUUUACCAUGUACUGUAUAAAAUUCAUUUAACACAAGCAUUCAGGAGUUCCUGAUUCAUUUACAGGUUGUGUGUUUUCUUUUUGUGUCUGGUGGAUCAGGGGCAUUGCUUCAUUUUGUUGUGGCAUUGCUUUGCUGUGUUUACAAAUGCCAACCGGUUUCUGUUUUUCACCCAAAUCUUCCCUCAUUGUCCUGUGUCAUAGAAGAAGGGUCCACUGCACCUAAAUUCCAUUGGUUAGUCUAGACAAAAAGAUAUACAUAAUUUAUCUUCUGUCUCACUGUAACCGAAAAAUCCAAACAUUCUAUUGAAGUACUUUCACUUUUCAACCCCAUUUUCUGUACCAUACUUCCGUUGCUGGUUUACCUGUGUUUUUUAGUCCUCUUUUUUGUCUGAGGUUUGACAAUUUACCAAAUUAAUUUAUUUAUGACAUUGCAUAUUUAUUCAUUUGUAUUUUUUAUUUUUGUACUUUUUUUUAAAAAAAUGGGGGAUUUUUACUCUUGACGCCGAAUGGCUCCACUCUGACGCUUUAGUGGUUUAAGGAGGGUGUAGUGUGUGUACGAUGGUGUUUGAUGACCUUCUGACACAAAGCAGAAUCAGGACCAAUGUGAACUGGUGUCGUGGAUUGCGUGGGUCUCGGUGAGCCCACAUCCACCGCACAUGCUCAGAGCGAGGGUGUGCCGUUCAGUGCCCCUGCACACCUGUGAUGUCAUUCCUGGUGGCCAAGAUCCCUUAAGUGUUCAGUGUUUUUUCUUUUUUUUCCAAUAUCUUUUUAAUGAUUGCUUUUGUUUUCUUUUUUUAUUUCAUUUUUGUCAUAGCUAACUACUUGAACAGAAGUAUUUAUUUGUCAUAGGAAGGGUCGGUAUAGGUGAACAGGCGGCUGCUCUGGAUUCUAAUCUGUGAGGAGAAUUUGAACUGCUAAAAGCUGCUGAGGAUCAGACAGCCUGUUCUGGAAGAACUACAUUCAUAACUAAUCUGUAUCGGCUUUUCAGUCCAUUCUCUUUUUCUUUUCCUUUUUUUUGGAAGUUUGUGAAUAAAAACAAAUUAAAUGUUA